CGAAGGUGAUGGAUUUUUGCGCCUCGAUUUCGGAAGCGGUUCUCGACGGGCGGCUGCGGAUUUGGGAUAUGCGUGGCAGUGCGUGAAGAGUGGAGGAGCCCUUUAGGUUCUGAAUUUAUCUCGAGUUUGCUCCUCCCCAUGCCUCGCCAUGAUUCCUCUCAACAUUGCACUCGUUGCAGAGCGCACCUCGGACAUUCUGCAGAGCUACUUCGAUCAGGCCCGAUGCGCGGAAGAGCACCGAGCGCAGGAGACGAGGGCGGCGAUCGUGAUUCAAGCUGCCUGGCGAAGGAAGUCAGUGAGGCUUAUACUGAAAUACUGGAGUCGCCACGCUACUGUCAUCCAGCGCUGGUAUCGUGGCCACUUGGACCGGAUAAGAGCACUGGACAUUCGUCGGAAGAAGGAUAAAAUGCUGCGCCUCGAGUAUUUUGGCAAGAGAGCUGUUUUGAUUCAACGCAUCUAUCGAGGGUUUAGGAGUAGGAAAUACGUCCAUGACUUCUACAAAAGACGAGCAUGGAUCGACGGUGCUGUGCAGUCAGGCCAGAGUCUGAGAGCUCGUAUGACGCAAUGGCAAGAACGUCAAAUGAGACAACAGCAGGCCGAUGCAGAAAAGAGCGUUCAAAGCGUAAUCGACGACUUCAUCGCCACCAGCCACUACCGAGUGGGCACAGAGGUGCGCAAGGGAGCAUUCUACUCGCCGCUCAUUGCCAUCUUCGGCAAAGGUCGAAGCUAUUUGGAGGAGCACAUUAAAGAUGCUCGGCGCAGGCAGAUCACAGGCCUGGAGCUUUGGAAACUCAAGGGCUACGACGAGUACGGCAUUCCCAUCAAAGUGGCCAACAACAAAUUCUUCAUCAAACAGAGCAAAGUGCCGCACUCGAGGCUGAGCAUGGACACGCGACGCCGCGUGGAGGAAGCGGCUCUGCUGUCGUCCGUGAUGGGCACGUACAUAACCCACGUAGGAGUCGGGCCAUACAUCAGCAAGGUGGAUCUCAUAAACCAAGCGAUCCGCGAGAAAGAGAGGCACAAUCCGCACGAGAAAGACUUCAAGAAUUACGGCCUGCACGACCGGACCGACUUCAACCAUCUGCCCUCGCCAUCGAUCCGCCAGCAGUCGGAGUGGGGCCAGACGGAGCGCAUGCGUAAGGAGGAGGUGAAGAGGCUCGAGGCUCAGUUUCCGCGCAUGGUCGAGGAGCCCUUCACGCUGCGGCUGCCGUCGGGCAAAGUGUUCGACCUGCACAACAACCUGUUCGCCAAGGUCUUCCCCAAGCGCCACCACCACACUCACUUCCCCCACGGCUACGGCGACUUCGACCACGGCCUCGGCUCGUCCAUCAACAAGGGCGCGGCGCCGGCCAGGCCCAGCAUGAAAGUCGACCGGCGUCACAGUCGCCGCCCCAGCCACGUCAGCUGAUGACGUUGCAGAAUCCUGCCACAUCAUCUGCCAGAUCGGAUGAACGAGCCAUCUCCUCAUCGGAAGGCGAGUUGGCAGAGAAACGAAAUCUUAAUGCGCUUUGGACUAUAAUUGGACAAGUGAUCGGAUUAGAGGCUAGCAAGACUAGCAAGGGGAAACGAAGUCGGCCUUACAACCUUCGCUGGAAACAAGAAGACGUCGUUGAGCCGAAACACGUCUUAGAGUAUGGAAUCUUCAUUGCAUCUGGUGAUACUCAGUCCUUUGAAAUCGUUGUUGUUCGUUUUCGAUUCUGUAUAUGUUUCGGAUGUGAAGUAUACACUAAAAAAUUGCAGCAUCUUCACAUCAAUCACCAAGUCAGAUGGGGGAAUAUCAAAAGCAAUCAAACAUGCCGAAACCAUCAAAGCUACACAGAUAAGUUAACCCAAGCAAGUUGCAACAUUUUGAAUCUUGUUUACCUCAGGAACUUAGAGCAUUGAAAAGGCGGUAUGUUAUUCAAAUAAUUUUGAAUUAUCAAGAUCUUUUGACAGUUUCUUGACAUCAAACGCAAAGUGAGCAAAUAGUGGAAUAACAUAAACAAUUUUUGGUCGCCAUGCACCUUGAACAACCUAAUCGCAAUGCCAUAAA
Messenger RNA from Marchantia polymorpha subsp. ruderalis, 2032 nucleotides. The record is from the annotation of a GenBank genome assembly. NCBI's taxonomy places the organism in Eukaryota, Viridiplantae, Streptophyta, Marchantiopsida, Marchantiales, Marchantiaceae.